AUGGGUUUGGAUAACAUGCAAUUUAAUUCUCUCUCGCUAAUGCAAGCUGAAACACUAUUAGGUGGAUUUAGCAAAGAGAAAGUCAAACAGGCGGUGUUGGAUUGUGACAACUACAAAAGUCCAGGUCCAUAUGGGGUACAUUUUGGGUUUGUGAAAGAGUUUUGGGAGAACAUAAAAGCUGAAUCUCAAUCAGCGUUUGUUAAAGGCAAACAAAUUUUGGACAGAAUUUUAAUUGCAAAUGAAGUGGUCGAUGAGGCAAAAAAGAAGAAAAAAGAGUUAAUUUUGUUCAAAGUGGACUUCGAGAAGGCAUACGACUCAGUAGAGUGGGAUUACCUAGAGCUUGUGAGGGCAAAUAUGGCGUCAGUUUUUGUGCUAGUUAAUGGGAGUCAUACAGAAGAAUUUGAUAUGCGGAAGGGAUUGAGACAAGGUGACCCCUUAUCUCCGUUCUUGUUUCUAAUAGCUACUGAGGAUCUGCAUGCUCUUUAUAGUGCUUCUGUGGAAGCCAAUCGAUUCAAAGGUUUUAAGGUGGAAUCAAAUGAGUUUCGUGUCUUUCUUUUACAAUUUGCAGAUGAUACGCUGAUCACGGGAGAGAAGUGUUGGGAUAAUAUUAGAGCAAUCAAGGCUAAUUUGUUGUGGUUUGCGGUUCAAUUUGGCCUAAAGGUGUUUUGGAAACCUGUUAUUGAGAAGAUCCGAAAUAGGUUGGCUGGUAGGAACUCUAGAACUUUGUCGAUGGGUGGUCGUUUAUUACUCCUCAAAGUUGUCUUAUUUGCAUUGCCGGUUCAUUGGGUCAAUUGGGAGAAAGUGUGUUUGCCUUUAGAGAAGGGUGGAUUAGGUGUCCGAGAUUUGAAAUUUUUUAAUAAAGCUCUAUUGGGUAAAUGGCGUUGA
This is a messenger RNA of Cicer arietinum (chickpea), 885 nucleotides long. The record is from RefSeq and is a predicted model, not a curated record. NCBI's taxonomy places the organism in Eukaryota, Viridiplantae, Streptophyta, Magnoliopsida, Fabales, Fabaceae.